Aethina tumida (small hive beetle) is the source of this 1267-nucleotide messenger RNA. RefSeq lists its product as uncharacterized. The transcript has a single exon. The record is from RefSeq and is a predicted model, not a curated record. Gene Ontology annotation, molecular function: zinc ion binding; nucleic acid binding. NCBI's taxonomy places the organism in Eukaryota, Metazoa, Arthropoda, Insecta, Coleoptera, Nitidulidae. The coding region runs from base 110 to 1267 and encodes 385 amino acids.
UUCAACUUAGUUAAGUUGAAGGAGAUAAGUGAGCAAAGCGAGUUCCUGUUGUAGAUCUUGAACAGCUUGAAUAUCUUCUAGUUUCGUUUGUUUCAUUAAAAAAAAAAAAAUGGCUACAGAUAGAAACUCAAUUCACUAUCAUGAAGAUCCCAAUACAUCCAUAAAUUCCGAUGAUAAUCCUCCUCACAGUUCAACUCAUUUAAAUCCUAGAACAGAACCAAAUGCAGAUACAACAGCUGCUAUUGAAUCAUUAAAUGUAUUUGUUUCGAAAUUAAAUAUAGGUACUAAUUUAGCCUACAUUGAAGACUUCAAUGGAGAAGGCAAUUACAAACUUUUCAUUAAUAAUAUUCGACUAUUUGGCGAAGAAAACAGCUGGACUCAAAGACAAAUGGUAGCGGUAGCCGAGUUAAAAUUAAAAGGCAUCGCGAAAGAAUACUAUCAUAUGAUUGAUGCAUAUCAAAGACCAAAAUCACUGUCUGAAAUGAGUGAUUGGUUAGGCAGCAUUUUCCCAAGAAAAGUGGGUUUUGCACAAGCAAAGGCAAAUUUACGCAAAUGUAAAAGAAAAGCUGGGGAAUCUCUAGGCGCUUUUGCCUAUAGAUUAAAAAUAUUAGCUGAAGAUAUUAAUUCAAACACUGAGAUUCAAGAAUUCGCCUAUUACAAAAAAGCACUAAUUGCAGAACAAUUUUUAGACGGAAUAGAGACUAAAAUAGCAAAUCAAGUUCGAGCUGAAGGAAUAUUAUUAAACAUUGAUCAAGCACUCAAAAUUGCAUGUGAAAAAGAAGAAAUAAUGAGUAGAUUCGAAAAAGAACAAGAGAAUGAUGAUUAUGAAGAUAAUAUGUCUAGAACAAGAAUAAUAUCAGAACAAAAUAGUAGUCGAGGCAUAAAUGUUAAUCAUAAUUAUAACAAUAAUAAAAAAGUUAAUUUUAUUGAUCAAAAUCCGAGACUUCAUCAAUCUCCACAUCAGUAUUCGAAUAACCAAUAUUCAAAUAAUAAAUAUUCACAUAAUCAACAUUCGCACAAUCAACAUUCAUAUAAUCAGCAUCCACCCAAUAACUUUAAUACAAUGCAAUAUGAAAAUAAUCAACAUCAAGAUUUUUCCCAUAAACGUCCUGCUAAUCGAUUUGAUGUAUGCUAUAAUUGUGGUGAAAAAGGUCAUUAUAGUCGAGAUUGUCCAUUAAAGUGUUGUAAAAAGUGUAAUAGCACCAGACAAAAGACACAAAAUUGCAAUUUUUUAAGGAAAGGCCACAAUCGAAGAACAAGAAGAUAG